Debaryomyces hansenii CBS767 is the source of this 477-nucleotide messenger RNA. RefSeq lists its product as uncharacterized. The transcript has a single exon. Gene Ontology annotation, biological process: electron transport chain. NCBI's taxonomy places the organism in Eukaryota, Fungi, Ascomycota, Pichiomycetes, Serinales, Debaryomycetaceae. The coding region runs from base 1 to 477 and encodes 158 amino acids. The record is from RefSeq and is a predicted model, not a curated record.
AUGUUAUUCAGACAAGUAGCCAGACCUUUGAAUGUGAACAGCGCUCGUUUGUUCUCGUUAAGCAGUGGUGCUAGACAAAAGAUGCCCGAAUUAUAUGAUCAUGUACAGAGACCAAAGGAAUUAGUAUCGGGGGCUCCAGAAGAAAUGGCAACCAAGAGAGUUGUCAGAAUUUACAGAGAGGCCAAGCCAGCCACACAAUCUAGUAACCAUAACGGAAGCCACUGGAAAUUGAACUGGGAUGUGUUGGGCAAGGGAAACAGAUGGGAAAACGACUUAAUUGGUUACCAAUCGUCCGCUGACUACAUGCAAGGUACUAACAUGCAUUUUGACACCAAGGAGGCGGCCAUCAGGUUUGCCCAGGGUCAAGGAUGGGAUCACUAUGUCCAGGAACCAAAGAAGAAGCACUUCAGAAAGAAGGAUUAUUCCACCAACUUCCUCCACUCUUCUGGGCCUUUGAAGCACAUUAGAACUAAAUAA